AUGUCCAAGACUAGUGCAAGAGCAAGAACCUGGUUCCUAUUUGCACUAGCACUAGCACAUGGAAUUGCAACAACGGCUUCGACACUGACGCCCACUGUGCACACGACAAAUGGGACGCUCGUUGGUGUCCGGAACACGCAAUACGAGCAGGACUUCUUCCUUGGGAUUCCGUAUGCGCAGCCGCCUGUUGGCAAGCUGCGGUACCGUCGUCCACGGCCCGUUGCGCAGACGUGGGGGGAGCGGCGAGAUGCCACGGAGUAUGGGGCGGGAUGCUAUGCUGCACCUGUGCCCUUGCCAGUGUUUGAUCAACAAGGCGUCUCUUACGCGGAAAGCGAGGACUGCUUGACACUGAACGUGGUGCGUCCUGCCGGUGUUGACAAGGCCGAUACCAAGUUGCCAGUGCUGGUUUGGAUUCAUGGUGGGGGGUUCUCUGAGGGCAAUAGUGCAGAUCAGAGAUAUAAUAUUUCCUUCCUAGUGCGGGAGUCUGUGGAUGUGGGAGCACCCGUCAUCGGCGUCACGAUAAACUAUCGACUUUCCGGCUUUGGCUUCUUGCCUGGCAGCCGGCUGAAUCGGACGGGCGUUGCGAAUCUAGGACUGUACGAUCAGCGAUUAGCACUGGGUUGGAUUCAAGACAAUAUUGCUGCUUUUGGGGGGGAUCCGUCGCGGGUGACGCUACAGGGGGAAUCUGCCGGUGCUAUCUCAGUUGGACACCAAUUUCUCGCCUUUGGAGGACGGGAUGACGGACUGUUUCGUGCUGGUAUCAUGCAAAGUGGUGGAGUGGGAGCAGGAGCCCCUUUCCUUCCUGAAGAGGCUCAAGAUAUCGCGUAUAACAGGGUGUUAAACGAGACUGGGUGUACGAGUUCAAAAGACACACUCGACUGUCUGCGGGAAGUGCCUGUCGAUCGGUUAAGGGCCGCUUUCCAGGGCAUGGAAUACUUUCCAUCCAUAGACGGAGACUUGGUGGGCGAGCACCCAGCCGUAGAUCUCGAUGCUGGAAGAUUUGUCCGCCGUCCUAUACUCACCGGGACAAACACAAAUGAGGGCACUGCCUUUACUAUUGUCGAAGACUUGUUCCCACAAACCACGACGGAUUUCCGCGCCGCCAUGGCAAGAUACUUGCGUCCUGGCACGCCUAAUACAACCCUUAAUGUCAUCGCCGCUGACUACCUCAACAACAUGUCGUCCGAAGAAGCUCAACUCGCCCUCGGCACCGUCCUGCCCUCUUCUAACCUAGCCUACGGCGCUCUCUACGGCCGCGCCACUAUAUUCCGCGGUGAUCAGCUCUUCAUGGCCGCCCGCCGCUACAGCACGGAAACGUGGGCAAGAUACGGCGUUCCAGCAUACAGUUACCGGUUCGACGUGGUGCCGAGCGGCGUGGACGCCAGAACAUUAGGGGUAUCCCACUUUGCAGAAGUCCCCUUUGUCUUCCAUAAUCUCGACGGCGUGGGUCACGACAUCAAUUUCCUCGCCUCCGAUUUCCCAGCAGAACGCGAAGCUUUGGUCAGGCUAAGUGGGCGUAUGAGCCGCAUGUGGCUCAGCUUCGUGAAUGAGCUUACCCCGAAUUCUCACUAUAGUUUGGCGCAGGAUGUGCUUUCUUAUCUCUCUGUUGACACAUAUCUUGCUGCAGGUGGAAAAGGUCAGGUACCGAGGUGGCCGGUAUACUCAAACCGAAGUAAAGUGAACAUGUUGUUUAGAAAAGAGGGCGUCAGUCUGGAACGCGACGAUUGGAGGGCUAGUGCGAUUCGUCGCCUGAACGACGUCGACCUUCUUGCUUGA
Molecule: messenger RNA, 1776 nt
Organism: Plenodomus lingam JN3
Lineage: Eukaryota; Fungi; Ascomycota; Dothideomycetes; Pleosporales; Leptosphaeriaceae
Source: RefSeq, a predicted model, not a curated record